Messenger RNA from Amaranthus tricolor (Joseph's coat), 1931 nucleotides. RefSeq lists its product as uncharacterized. Lineage: Eukaryota; Viridiplantae; Streptophyta; Magnoliopsida; Caryophyllales; Amaranthaceae. The record is from RefSeq and is a predicted model, not a curated record. Bases 1061 to 1681 code for a protein of 206 amino acids. The transcript is spliced from 7 exons.
UGACCGACAUACUCCUUCUCUCAAUCACAAAUAAAAUCACGCCUCACACAUCUUCCUCCUUCCCUCUUUCCCUCUCUUUUCCCUUUCCUCCUUGUGUGCCGCCAGCUGCUGCCUCAAGAGGCUGCCUACGGAGCCCCAGCAGCCGCCUCCUCUCUUCCUCAACCAGCAGCAGUCGCGCCUCCCCUCUUCCCCAGCAGCCCCCGCCUUGUUCCCUUUGCAAGCAGCAGCUAGGGCUGCAUUUUCUUUCCCCAAACAGCAGCAACCACUUCUCCUCCUCCCUUUAUUGUUGUUCAAGAUUGUAAGGUCCUUCAAUGGUGAUUGAGGAGACGAUAUCAUCGAAGAACCCUUCUAGUUGAUAGCUGGAUUCGUUACCUUGAAGCGACAUCGUCGUCUGAUUACAGAUCGGAACCGGUCGGGAACGAUGGGUUAGCGGUGUUGAAUAGCGUUCCAAGGAUGUAUAUUGAGCUGAGCACGUAGGAAUUUGUAGAUUUGUAUUAGGAUUUUGGAUAAAUGUAUAUUUGUUUUGGCUGUGCUGGUUAUAUCGGACUUGUAGAGAAUUGUACGAUUAUCUUGUGUAUUAGUUAGAUGUUGGUUUUGGGAUUUAGCUGAGUUAGUCACGUUGAAGAGCUUGUGACCCCUUUGCUUGAGUUUUGGAAGUGUGAUUUCAAUUUCUUGGAAAACGAACCUAGUGAUGACCUUGUUUACCCAGUCAACGGUAAGUCGGGUUGUUACAGAUGGCGGCAAUGGAGGUUGUACACAGGUAAGUGGAGGUGGGUGAGUGUCUUAGUGGUGGUGGCAAGUUGUUGGAAGAGCGAACACUUACCCAAAAUAUUUCUCCAAGGGAAGGGUAGGGUAAGACCUCAGUCACUCCCACAGGCGAGAGGCGACAAGCAGAAACCUACAAUCGUUCUUCUUACCGGUGCAUCCUUCGGCAACAGCAACAGGUGGACACCUGCUAGGCUGCUGCAGUUGAAACUGGCAUUGCUUUCUGUUUUGUGGUCAUUAAGUUAAUGACAGACUUGUAGUAUGUGCGUUGUGAUACACAGACUGACACAAACAGAUGUUUAAGGCCAGAGAUCAUUUGGUCCGAAUUUCUAAGAUUUGCUUAAAUUUGCAGCAUAGAAGAAGAUUUUGCAAAGCCACUCCUCCAGGCAAUAAGCAGAAAUCUUACCAAACCGGCAAUAGUAACAGCAAUGGUUAUGAUAGAAGGGAUUUGGAGGUUUACCGUGAUCUGGAAAACCUUGAUUUUGCGAAGGCCGCUAAGAUACUCUUCUCCACCCCUCCCAAGAAGAAGAGAUUUGGGUUAGAUUUCCAUCUGGUGCAGCUGUUCUUUGCCCUCAUGCCAUCUUUGGCUGUCUAUCUUGUCGCUCAAUAUGCUCGCCAUGAAAUGAGAAAGAUGGACGCGGAUCUGGAGCAGAAAAAGAAAGCUGAGGAAGAACAGAAGGUAAAGGAGUUGGAAGCAGCAAUUGCAAAGGAGAAGAAAGCAGAAGAAGAGAAAGAAGUGGAGCUGUUGAAGGUUAAGGAAAGGCUUGACGUGCUCGAGGAGACAUUAAAGGACAUUGUUGUUGCAACGAAUAAACGAUCAAUUGAAGCAACAGAAAACCAACCAAAAACCCAGGAAGCAACAGCAGGACAACCAGAGAAGCAUGAAAUCAGACAAAAAAGUGAAGAUGAGAAAUAGUGAGUGUGCUUCAAGUUUUUUCUACUUGAACAAUACCUCUGCCAAUCUUGUCCUAAUAACUUAGCACAAAUCAUUAGGCAUUUCUCUGUUGAUUAUAGAAAAAUGUAAAAACGUACCCAUUAUGGUUGAAAUCAAACAUGCAUCAUUUAUCUAUCAGGUGAACAUAUUUCGAGGGUUUAUUCAUCGGGUUUUUUUCAUACACGGAGCACUCAGAUGCUUGUACUUUCUUCGUGUAUCCGGCUUUAUGAAC